Molecule: messenger RNA, 5756 nt
Organism: Caenorhabditis angaria
Lineage: Eukaryota; Metazoa; Nematoda; Chromadorea; Rhabditida; Rhabditidae
Source: the annotation of a GenBank genome assembly
AUGGGUCUUGUAAGUUUUUUCUUCAUUUAUUCAUGUUUUUUUCCGAAAUUGAUUACAUUUUGAAAAUAAUUAUUUCGAAAUUCAACUCACACAAUUUUCAAAAAAUCUAAUUUUGGUUUGUCGAUAUUAAAAAUAAUUUAAACAUUUUGCCGAAAAAAACGUUACACAAGUCUCAGAAUCAGCAGUUCAAAAAUUCAUAUAACUAACAUACACUAGCUUAAGAAACACAUCCUAAAAUAGAAAUUUUUUGCAACAUAAGAGUAUUUUAUUUCGGAAAAUCAUACAAAAUUCAAAAUUAUAUAGAAAUAUCAUCUCUAUUUUCACACCUGUCAAAAAUUUUCGCACCUUGGCCCCAAAAAAUGAAUGCGUCCAAGAAGAAAUAGUGCGUGUUUUUGGAGAGUGAGAUCACCAUUUUGGGAAGUUUUUCCUACGUAGUUGAAUGAGAUUGAGUAUAAAAACCUAGUUAGCUAAAAAUCAGGGGAAAUUAGAAAAUCAAGUUUUGGCAAGAAUAUGCAGAGCUCACAACUCAUUCACAAACCGAAAUUAUAGUACAAAAUUCUUCCGCAAGCUAAUUUUCAAAGCAAAUUUAAAAAAAUUAAAAAUGAGGUGAAAUUGAGUUUUCUACUGAAUUAUGAUUCUCAGAGAAAACUUGCAAAUAUUAGAAAUAUUUCACAAUCUUACUGCUUUUAUGCUGUUCAGAAUUAUUAUAUGAUAAUCCUUAAACCAAAAUGUUUAAAUUAUUUUUAAUAUCGACAAACCAAAAUUAGAUUUUUUGAAAAUUGUGUGAGUUGAAUUUCGAAAUAAUUAUUUUCAAAAUGUAAUCAAUUUCGGAAAAAAACAUGAAUAAAUGAAGAAAAAACUUACAAGACCCAUUCAGGAAAAUGACAAAAACACAAUUGGCCCCUUUUUUGGAGCCCCCAUUCAGGGAAGUGACAAAAUAAGGGGUUGGCCCCAUUCAGGAAUACGCCAAAUGCAUUUCUGGCCCCAUUUUGUAGAGGCCCCAUUCAGGUAAAGUGACAAAGGCCCCUUUUUUCACCCUUUUUGACAUGUGCUACGCGCGGUUCCAUUCAGGAGAAAUGACAAACGCAUGGCCCCAUUCAGGAGGCCCCAUUUUGAGAGGAGGAAGACCCCAUUCAGGGGACCCAUUCAGAGAUUGCCGAUUUUAUCAGCCUAGAAAUCACAAAAUGAAAUUUGGCAGAAAUUCUGUCAAAAAUUACAUCGUUUUUGCCCUACCUACAAAUCACAAAAUUUAGUUUAUCAAAAAUUUUGAGGCUGUCAAAAAGAACACUGUAUUUUACCUACUGACAUCAUAGUUCUCCUGAAAUUGUAUUGUUUUUUCGGAAAAGUUUGUCAAAAAUGACACGGUAUUUUACCUACCUAUCCAGUUUUUGUCUCUUCUGUUUCUUCGUCAAACUUUUUGAAAGAAAAGUUUGACCUUGAACUUUUUUUUUCUUCGUUUUUCAAAUUUGUUUCAAUGAUUUUUCGUUAUCUCUGAUAUAAAUACGACCAAAUUUUGGUCAUUUUGACGGAAAAUGAAAAGAGCGAUUUUCUAGGGAAAAUUUGAUGUUUGCUCUGAAAAACUGGAAUUUUUGCACAAAAAAGUUCAAAAGGUUCUUAUUUUUUUUAUUUAUUUGAUCACAAAAAAUGGUGAAAAAUUAGUUGAUCAAACAAAUAUUUGGACGAAAAAUUGGGGGAUUAUUUGGAUGAAAAUCAAAUUUUUUUGCAGCUCGGAAAUUGGAGCGAAAAACGUGGCUGGAUUUUCGACUCGAAAUACGCAAAUCGCUGGGAAUUCAACAUCGAUCCAGAUUCCGAGGAUUUAGAAGGUCUUCAUUUGAGAGUGGUAGUGUAUUUGGUGAGUUUUUUGGGCCCGAAAGUACUGUAGUUUUUGGCGCGAGAAAAUUUGGAGCAUUUUGAGCCUCGUUUCAUAACCAAACUUUAAAGGAACAUGGCCUUAUUUGGUCUCAAAAUGACCGUAUUUUUCUACAGGAAGAACCAUUUGUGAUCAAAAAUGGUGAAAAUGAAUACGAGGGAUUCUGUAUCGAUUUGCUCAACGAAAUGGCAAAAGUGCUCAAAUUCAACUAUACGAUUUUUGAGGUUCAAGAUGGAACUUAUGGAAUUGAGGUGGGUCAAAUUAUUUGGCACCAACAUUUUUUUUGGCGCCAAAAUUUGAAAUUCAAAUUUUCUCCAGGAUGAUCACGGUCGUUGGAAUGGAAUUAUUGGAGCUUUGCAAAGGCACGAAGCCGAUUUGUCACUUUCCGCAGUUACCAUAACUUAUAGUCGCGCUGAAGUUGUUGGUGAGUGGAUUUUUGGAGCAAAAAUCAGGGAUUUUUGGGUCUUGAGACGAUUUUCCUCUCAAUUUUUGAUAAAAAAUUGUCCAUGACUCAUGUUAAACUUACCCAGUUUUUUUCGUUACGAAUCAAUGAUUUUUUUACCAAAAAAUCAGAUUUUGUAACUUUUUUUUGACCAGCAAAAAAUAUUAUAAACUUUCACUUUUAGCUAAUUUUUCUAGUUUUUUUUCGGUCGAAAAAAAAUUUUGUUUUUUUUUUCAACUAAAAAGGGAUUUUUGAGGGAUUGCUCAUGUUAGGACGGAAAUUUGGAAUUUUUAAAGGAACAUGGGAUUAUCUACACUUGAAAUAACCGUAAUUCCACGUGGAUUACUGUAGAUACGAACUUGGCGCCAAAAUAGGUCAUGUUUGGUGUCAGAAUUUCACAUUUUUUCGCCCUAUAGUAGCCCUACAGUAAUCCGACUCUCAAAAUUGCAUGGAUUGCUCAUAUUAAUCCAAUUUUUUCCAGAUUUCACACUGCCUUUCAUGCAUCUUGGAAUAUCAAUUUUACUAGCCAGAACAUCAGAAGAAACCGACAAAGGAUCACUUUGGACAUUUCUGGAACCACUUUCUCUAACGGUCUGGGUCUCUCUUCUCGCCAGUUAUAUCAUUGUAUCGUACUCGAUGCAUUUGCUGGCCAAAUUUAGUCCUUAUGAAUGGUAAGAAAUUUGCGGGCAGUGGGGUUCCAACCCAUGACCUUUCACUUGAUGAAUUGAGCUCUAACCGGCUGCUUCAUUUUUUCCAGGUAUAAUAUUGAGCGAAUCGAUGAACGCGACUUUGAGAGCAUAAAAAAUCAGAAAAAUCAAUUUACAAUCCUGAAUUCGUUCUGGUUCACCAUGGGAUCUUUGAUGCAACAAGGUUCGGAUGUGAUUCCGCGAGCUGCCGCGACGCGGUUGAUUGCGGUGGUUUGGUGGAUGUUCACCCAAAUUAUUAUAUCGAGUUAUACUGCUCAGUUGGCAGCGUUUUUGACGGUGGAAAGAAUGUCUACACCAAUUGGUGGGUUUUUGAAGAAAAAAAACUUUUGCGGGCAGCGGGGUUCGAACCUGCGACGUUUUACUCGGUAAUUUAAGCUCUAGCCGGCUGAGCCACGCAAUAUGAGGUUUAGGCGGGCAGUGGGAUUCGAACCCUUGACCUUUCACUUCAAAAAUUAAGCUCUAACCGACUGAGCCAAAAAAUAAAAAUAUUAGCGAGCAGCGGGGUUCGAACCCUUGACCUUUCACUUGAAAAAUCAAGCUCUAACCGCUUGACAUGAGCUCAUAUCUAGAUAAAUCUUACCAAAAUUUAUCAGGAAAAAAAAAUUUGAAUUUUUCAACAAAAAGGUGAGAGUUCAAUGGAGCGCACUUGCUAUUUCUAGUCUAUUUUUGCCUCAGAAAUUCAAAAUUUCAUGAAAAUUCCAUUUUAAGCUCAAAAUUGACCAUUUUUAAAGCUCUUUCUUCCAGAAUCCACGCAAGAUCUGGCAAAUCAACAAAAAAUCCGCUACGGGACCCUGAAAUCUGGCUCAACGAUGGAUUUUUUCCGCGAAUCCAAAAUUCCGAUGUACGAACGAAUGUGAGUUUUGCUGAAAAUCCCAAAUUUUCAGCUAAAAAUUGCUGAAAUUCUUACAGGUGGUCAGUAAUGGAAUCCUCUUCGCCUGGAGUUUUUGUAAAUUCGUCGCGCGAAGGAAUAGCUCGUGUAAAAGCCGGUGGCUAUGCUUAUAUGAUGGAAAGCUCGAUGUUGGAAUAUUAUUUGGAACGCGAUUGUGAGCUGCAAAGUAUUGGAGGGCUUUUGGAUUCCAAGGUGAGGUUUUUGAGCGAAAAUUUGAGCGGGAAUGGGUUUUUUGGGAAAUUUUGAGCCGGAAACCUGUAAUUUUCAAAAAAUAAAAAUGUUCGCGGGCAGCCGGACUCGAACCCUUGACCUCUCACUUCUUAAAUUGAUCUCUAACCAUCUGAGCUAAUAAAUAAAAAUGGUCGCGGGCAGCCGGGCUCGAACCCCCGACCUCUUACUUAAAGCCCUUAAAAUGCUCCAAAAGCACCUUAAAAUGCUCCAAAAUUCCAGGGCUACGGUAUUGCUCUUCCCAAAGGCUCACCACUUCGAGAUAUCCUAUCUCGAACCGUACUCCAACUACAAGAGCGCACGAUUCUCGAGGCUCUGAAAAAUAAAUGGUGGCGAGAUCGAAGGGAGGGACCAUCGUGUGCGCCGCCGAAUGAAAAAGCUGCGGCCAAAAGUCCGCAGAAUAUUUUUGGUGGGUUUUCUAGGCCUAAGCCUAAGCCCACUUAGGCCUUACCCCAAUUUUUUUCUUACAGGAAUAUUUUACGUGUUAUUAACGGGUCUAAUUGUUGCAUUUUUAUUGGCGUGCGGUGAAUACUGUAUCGAGUCUCGACACGACGCAUUUCGACUGAAAUUGACGAUUCUAGGAAAGGUACGGUAGGCCCCUUUAAGGCUUAGAGCCUGAAGCUGAGGCUUAGGCUAAGACCUAACUUACCUUAACUUGUUUUCUCUACAGUAUUUGAAUUGGUUUCGCGGCGGGACGCGAAAAGAGCGAAGUAAAUUGCGAAAUGUUCAAUUGGACACGGCUGGUCAGGAAAUUUCGAUGUGAGUUUUCAGAACGUUUUUUUUGGUCUGAAAAUUUCAGCACGAUUUAUUUUUACAAAUGAUUUUUAUUUUUUUACGCCGCUUUUUUACAGUUUUAACAAUAAGUUAGAGUAACUCGAGGUAAGUUUCUUUUUUUCCGAAUUUUUCCAGCAUGGCUUCUUAUUUUUGAGUUCGCUUAAGUUUUCCUUGGUUCAUUUUUAAAGGCGCUUUUUGUUGCUUUUGUAGAAUUUUUGAGUUUGGAUGCUGGAAAUUCAUGGAAAUUGGAGAAUUUAGACCCUGGAACCAUUUUUAUUGAAAAAAUCGGAUUUUUCACGGAAUUUCAGCCUGGGAGCUGAUUUUUUACCUGAAAUUCAUGGAAAACGCGAUUUUCUAACAUUUUUACUCAAGGAUGCCAUUCUAACAUGAGCAAUGCUCCAAUGUUACUUUUUUUAAAUUCAAAAAUGCUCCUUCUUAACCUGAGCAAUGUCUAAUUUUUCCAAUGAAUUUUUUUUCAAGAAAAUCCCAAUUUCCCACUGCUAUCUUCUAACCCCCCUUCUACUUCUGAGCUAACAUGAGCAAUCCUGUCUAACCUGAGCAAUACCCUCAAUUUUAUUCAGAAUCCCCCGCCAAUCAACAUCUCAACAACAAAUUCGCCUCCUCGAACCACCAAACCCGCGAAACCUGUCGCCAACUCCUGCGAUUUGCAUCGUCUCCUGCGACGACUAUGCGACAAGCGACAACGAUGAUCUGAUCUCGGUGAAUCUACGACGCGAAUCGGCUGAAAUUAGUCGCGCCGGUUUGCGACGGCUAAGUCGCAUGCUACCCGCGAACACGCAUGAACAAUUGAAACGGUUCAGGCAUGAUUCGCAGAGUAGUAAAUGA